AGUUUGGAAAAUGUAUAUACGUGUAAACGCUACUUGAUGUCACGGUACGUGUAUAUUAGCAUUAGGUUAUUUUUGACAGCUGCCAUUAGAACAGAAUAAAAAGCAAACGAAUCAGGAUGCCAAAUCGAAGUGACUACAAUUUAAUCGAUUUUACAUCUCAGAAGUGGGAUAGUGAGCCCAAAAUGUCCGUAGAUGACCAGAGAGUGACUAAGGAUGAGAUGCUGUGCGCACUCCAGUCGGCCGAAAUAACCGUGCCAUGUACGGCAACACUGAUGCAGAUCCGUGCUCUCUAUAAGGAAGCGUACCCUAGCUCGCAACAAAAUGGCGAUUCCAACGACACCAUGUGCAACGCAGCCAUUGCCGAAAGUAAAGAAGAGAGCGUCACCCAGAUCAUGAAAACUGAUGUGAUCAAAGAAAACGACGAAGCUGCAGCAGAAAUUGUGCUCCUAAAGCAAAAAUGUGAGAUACUUGAACUGCGGAACAAAUUAGCAGCGCUUGAGAGCCAAAGUCGUGAAUACUCCAAUACAGCUAGAUUGCUUCAUCCGGAAGAGGUUAAGCAGAUUAUUCCGAUGUUUGGAGAGGGUGCCAGUUUCUUGCAGUGGAUAAAAACGGUAAAACACAGUGCUGAAGUUUAUGGUUGGACCGACCAAAUGACAUUGAUGUACGCUAGCAGUCAGCUAACUGGCGCUGCAAAGGAGUGGUACAGUGGUUUCCGGCAUUCUGUAACAUCGUUUAAAGAAUUUGCCGAAGGAAUGGGAAAAGCUUUCCCAGACACGCAUAAUGAAGCUGCUAUUCACAAGAAGCUGUUGCAUACAUUCAAAAGGAAUGAUGAGUCCUACGCCGCCUACAUCUUUCGUGUACAUGCCCUUGGAACAACUGGGAACGUGAGUAACGCAGCGAUUAUAACAUACAUCAUCCGAGGACUAUCGCGCGAUCCCAUGUAUGACAACUUAGUGGCGAAAGAAUAUCGUGAUGUGUAUGAUCUGAUUGAUCAUGUAAACCGAUGCGAGAUGCAUUACCAAAUGCGUGAACCACCGUCAUCCCCCACUCGUCCACAACCUUCAAGCCGUUUUACAUCGAUGCUGAAAACCAACACCAAACCAGCCAAUGGGCGAGAAGAAAUGGUGCGAUGCUACAAUUGUUCGAGUUUCGGCCAUUUUUCCAACCAGUGCCGAAAACCACGUCAGUCUGCCCAACUAUGUUUCUUGUGUGGAAGCCCUGAUCACAAGAAACAAGACUGCCCGAACGUUGCCCAGAGGAUGCCUGCCGCUAUAUUUGCACCGUGCGAUCAGCAGAGUUUCCAACAUCAGUGUCCGGCAUCACGAUUGCCUCAAUCCGGUGGCAAUGAUUACUCACAUCUGAACCUGUCGAUGGCUGCUGCAGCAGAAAACAAUUACGGAGAUGAUAAUGGAAAUCAAGUGACUGGUUCAGGAGCUAGGAUCGAUCCAAUUCAGGAGCCCUAAAAGUUUCAUCAGUGAACAACUUGUGCCAAACAUCAAACAUACUCCUCAAUUUUCGGGAUUCUGUGGAUUAGGCAACCAGCAGCUUACAUCUUUGGGCCAUGUG
Molecule: messenger RNA, 1566 nt
Organism: Anopheles arabiensis
Lineage: Eukaryota; Metazoa; Arthropoda; Insecta; Diptera; Culicidae
Exons: 2
Coding region: 117-1463 (448 amino acids)
Biological process (GO): positive regulation of cytoplasmic translation
Cellular component (GO): cytoplasm
Molecular function (GO): translation regulator activity; zinc ion binding; mRNA binding
Source: RefSeq, a predicted model, not a curated record